UCACUGCCGAGGGACUAAAAUGAUAUUUUACUACCGUUCACCUUCAACUGCUAGCUUGUAGCUUUAACAUGGCUUCGUUUAUGAUGAAACCUGCUCACCUGCGCUGUGUUAUGGGGAUAAGGAGGAUAGUUUGCGAACAUCGGACUUGGGGAUCGUUCAUAUCAGAGAGAAGUUAUGUCACUGAAAAGGAUAACAAAAUACCUAAAAUAUACACCAAAACUGGGGACAAAGGUUUCUCAAGCACAUUUACGGGAGAAAGGAGACCAAAGGAAGAUCAUAUAUUUGAAGCAUUAGGAAAUACAGAUGAAUUGUCAUCAGCUAUAGGCUUGGCCAGAGAAUUUUGCCUCGAGAAAGGUCACACGUUCAUUUAUCAGCUCGACAAGAUACAAUGUGUUUUACAAGAUGUGGGCUCCAACAUUGCCACACCUCAAUCAUCUGCAAGAGAAAGUCAUACAAAAAGAACAAAAUUUAGCAAUCAGCCAAUUGCAGACCUGGAGAGCUGGAUUGAUAAAUUUACAGAGGAACUUCCUCCACUGACCAACUUCAUUUUACCUUCUGGAGGGAAGAGCAGUGCAGCUUUGCACGUGGCUCGGACAAUCUGUCGGAGAGCAGAACGCAGUGUUGCUCCAAUUGUGCGCUCAGGGGAGGCAGAUCCAGAUGUUGCUAAGUUUUUGAACAGGUUGAGUGACUACCUGUUCACUGUAGCCAGAUAUGCAGCCAUGAAAGAAGGUAAUGAGGAGACAAUCUACAGGAGACCCGAAUGACCAGAUUUCCAAGUGAGGAUUAAAACAAAGACCUCUUCGCUUUUUAUAUGCUUGGGGUAUUUAAUAAAUAAUGAUAAGGUCCAGUGUUGUUUUUGUUGGCAUAACAUAACAAUACAUUGCAAAGACAAUUUCGGUUUUUCAGUUACUGCAUACACAUUCAAAAAACUGGUAUAUUGUAAUUUAAUUUUCUGCUGAGGUAUUGUUCAAAUUUGUAUUAAAUCCUGAUGAUCAACA
This is a messenger RNA of Sphaeramia orbicularis (orbiculate cardinalfish), 998 nucleotides long. It is a transcript of the gene mmab, whose product is annotated as metabolism of cobalamin associated B. Gene Ontology annotation, molecular function: corrinoid adenosyltransferase activity. The record is from RefSeq and is a predicted model, not a curated record. The transcript is spliced from 9 exons. NCBI's taxonomy places the organism in Eukaryota, Metazoa, Chordata, Actinopteri, Kurtiformes, Apogonidae. Bases 69 to 764 code for a protein of 231 amino acids.